Messenger RNA from Diospyros lotus (date-plum), 3362 nucleotides. Its product is annotated as probable leucine-rich repeat receptor-like serine/threonine-protein kinase At3g14840. Gene Ontology annotation, molecular function: protein binding; ATP binding; protein kinase activity. Lineage: Eukaryota; Viridiplantae; Streptophyta; Magnoliopsida; Ericales; Ebenaceae. Bases 108 to 3143 code for a protein of 1011 amino acids. The transcript has 25 exons. The record is from RefSeq and is a predicted model, not a curated record. Gene Ontology annotation, biological process: protein phosphorylation.
UUCAUCGUCGUCUUCAGCUCUCUUUCUCUCUGCCUCUGCCCGCAGCCCUUCAGCUCGCACAGUCACUUGCUCUUCGUCCAAUUAAGCUCAUCAAUCGAGCUCUUCUGAUGAACAUGAUGAUCUUCUUCUCAAGAUCACUUCUAUCUCUAGUACUUCUCAUUUGCGCAAUAUCCAAUUUCUUCCCAGUUUCUGUAUCUGCAGCCAGCCUCGCAGCCGAUGAAGUGGAAGUUCUGAAGCAAAUUGGCAAGACUUUGGGGAAGAAUUGGGAUUUCAGUGUGGAUCCAUGCAGUGGAGAGAAGGGCUGGGCCACCCAAAAUCCAGUUAAAGGGUUUGAGAAUGCAGUCACCUGUAAUUGCUCCUCCAACAACACUUGCCAUGUCAUUAGCAUAGUUCUCAAAGCCCAGAAUCUUAACGGGACUCUCCCAACAGAAUUGGUCAAUCUCCCUUACCUUCAAGAAAUUGAUCUUAGCCGCAACUACCUUAACGGUACUAUCCCUCCAGAAUGGGGCACCACGCAACUAAUAAACAUCUCUCUCAUUGUAAACCGGCUAACCGGUUCAAUCCCAAAGGAACUUGGAAACAUCAGCGCGCUUGCCAAUCUAACUGUGGAGUUCAAUCAGUUGUCAGGACUCAUUCCUCCAGAGAUUGGGAAUCUUUCUCGCUUAGAGAAAUUGCAUUUGAGUUCAAACAAUUUCACGGGAGAGCUGCCCGAAACACUCUCAAAGCUGACCAACUUGAAUGACAUUCGGCUUAGCGACAACCACUUCACUGGAAAGAUACCCAAUUUCAUCCAGAGCUGGACAAAUCUUCAAAAAAUAGUGAUGCAUGCUAGUGGCUUGGAAGGUCCAAUUCCUCUUGGCAUUGCUCUUUUGACAAAAAUGUCGGACUUGAGAAUCAGUGACUUAAAUGGAACCCAAGCCCCUUUCCCCCCCCUUAAUAAUAUGACAAGCCUGAAGUAUCUUAUAUUGCGGAAUUGCAAUCUUAAUGGAUCUUUACCUGAAUAUCUUGGGGGAGUGACAAGUUUGAAGACUUUAGACCUGAGCUUCAACAAGUUGAGUGGAGAAAUUCCAAACAGCUUUAGUAGUCUGGCAAAAACAGAUAACAUCUUCUUAACUGGGAACUUACUAAGUGGACCCGUGCCUGAUUGGAUCCUGAAAAAAUCAGAGAAUGUUGAUCUUUCAUUUAACAACUUUACCCCGGGCUCCCAAGGUUGUCAGGAGAGUGAAGUGAACUUGUUUGGCAGCUCUUUGAAUGGCAGCACUUCAAUUUCAUCCUGCUUGACAAGCAAUCAUUGCAGUAAAACUUGGUAUUCCUUCCGCAUAAACUGUGGUGGUGAAGAAGUAAAUGUUGGCAGUGGCCCCAAAUAUGAAGCUGAUACUACAACCCCGGCUACGAGUUUGAAGUUCGUUGAAAGUAAUAGUAACUGGGCAUUUAGUAGCACAGGUUACUUCAUGGAUGAUGAUCGCAAUUCAAAGUCCUUUAUUCAGAAAAAUACUUCAGUCCUUUCUGUGAAGGAUCCAGAAUUGUACAUGGAUGCACGACUUUCCCCCCUGUCUCUGGUCUAUUACGGGUUCUGCCUGAAGAAUGAAAACUACACAGUGAACCUUCAUUUUGCAGAAAUCAUGUUUACUGAUGACAAGACAUACAGCAGCCUUGGAAGGCGUGUAUUCGAUAUUUACAUUCAGGGAAAGUUGGUGGAAAAAGAUUUCAACAUUGUGGAUAAAGUGGGUGGGGCUGGUAGGAGUAUCACAAUGCCAUACCAUGCAACUGUGACCAAUGGCACACUGGAAAUCCGCUUUUAUUGGGCUGGACGAGGGACAACUGCUGUCCCUGUUAGAGGCGUAUAUGGUCCUCUCAUUUCAGCUAUAUCUGUGGAUCCUGAUUACAGCCCGCCAUCAGUAGGUGGAAAUGGCAUGUCCGCUGGUGCAGUGGUUGGGAUUGUGGCUGCUGUAGCUUUUGUUCUUAUCUUGCUUCUAGGUAUCCUUUGGUGGAGAGGCUGCCUAAGACGGAAAGAUAGAAUGGAUGAAGACCUGAAGGGUCUAGACUUGCAGACAGGUUCAUUCACCUUGAGGCAAAUUAAAGCUGCCACAAACAACUUUGAUGCUGCUAAUAAGAUUGGAGAAGGUGGAUUUGGAUCCGUUUAUAAGGGACUUCUAGUAGAUGGCACCAUAAUUGCUGUAAAACAGCUAUCUUCCAAAUCGAAGCAAGGGAACCGCGAAUUUGUUAAUGAAAUAGGGAUGGUUUCUGCUUUAGAACACCCUCAUCUUGUGAAGUUGUAUGGAUGUUGCAUUGCAGGCAGUCAAUUGUUGCUAGUAUAUGAGUACAUGGAAAAUAAUAGUCUUGCUCGUGCUUUGUUUGGCCCAGAAGAAUUUCAGUUGAAAUUGGACUGGCACACAAGGUACAAGAUAUGUAUUGGUAUAGCUCGAGGUUUGGCUUUUCUCCAUGAAGAAUCAAGACUUAAGAUAGUUCACAGAGACAUUAAGGCCACCAAUGUGCUGCUUGACAAGAAUCUUAACCCUAAGAUAUCUGAUUUUGGUUUGGCAAAACUUGACGAAGAGGAUAAUACCCAUAUAAGCACCAGAAUUGCAGGAACUUAUGGAUAUAUGGCACCAGAAUAUGCAAUGCAUGGUUACUUAACUGACAAAGCAGAUGUAUAUAGCUUUGGAAUUGUUGCACUGGAAAUAGUCAGUGGGAGAAGUAACACUAGUUUCAGGACGAAGGAGUCCUGUUCUAAUCUUCUUGAUAGGACACUUGAACUGAAGGCAGAGGGGAGACUGAUGGAGCUAGUAGAUCCAAAGUUGGGAUCAGCCUUCAACAGAGACGAGGCGAUGGUAAUGAUUAAUGUAGCUCUUCUGUGCACUAAUGCCACUGCAUCAGUUAGGCCUGCCAUGUCUUCAGUUGUAAGCAUGCUCGAAGGCAGGACAGUUGUUAAGGAACCCCUUUCAGAUGGAACCGAAUCCCAUGACCAAGUGAAGUUCAAGGGAAAGAUGGAUGAAUGGAAACACAUCCAGGAAACAAAGAUGACAGAAGAUAGCCAAAUCCAAAGUAUGUCAAUUGAUGGGCCAUGGACUGGUUCUUCUGCAUCUGCUGGCGAUCUCUACCCCAUCAGUUUGAAUUCUGAUUACUGGAAGAACAGAGAUUAGUAACAAGAAUCCCGUUCGUCGUCUUGGUAGGCUUUCAUUUUGAUCUUCUUUCAUGCAAUAUCCCCUCUUACUUGAACUGAUUGCAUGAAGUUGGAAAAAAGAAUUUGCAGCAGAAUGACAACGAUUUUGUUUCCUUCUGGUUUGCUUUCCCUGUAUGUUUGGAUGGUAAAUGUCAGCCUUUUCAUGUUCAUAUAGGUCCUUAGGGUGGUUUCUUCCACU